AUGGCUAGCUUUUUCGAUCUUAAAGCCAGAAAAGCUGCGGCUGCCGCUAAUGGCAACGCCGACCAGAAACAGGACAAGCCUACCAAUACUCGGACUCAACCCUGGGUCGAAAAAUACCGACCAAAGACCCUCAGCGAUGUUACCGCUCAAGAUCAUACCGUCGACGUAUUGCAAAGGACCCUUCAGUCCUCCAACCUCCCUCACAUGCUAUUCUACGGCCCUCCUGGUACAGGAAAAACUUCAACCGUCCUGGCGCUGGCAAAAGAGCUCUACGGUCCCGAAAUGAUCAAGUCGAGAGUUCUCGAGCUCAACGCCUCCGAUGAGCGUGGCAUUUCCAUCGUCCGAGAAAAGGUCAAGAACUUUGCGCGAAUGCAAUUGACCAACCCGGCCCCUGGCUACAAAGACAAAUACCCCUGCCCUCCGUUCAAGAUCAUCAUCCUCGACGAGGCCGAUUCCAUGACACAAGAUGCCCAGAGUGCACUACGACGAACUAUGGAAACGUACAGCAAGAUCACCCGCUUUUGCUUGAUCUGCAACUAUGUCACUCGAAUUAUCGAUCCCCUUGCCAGUCGAUGCAGCAAAUUCCGAUUCAAGAGUCUGGACCAGAGCAAUGCCAAGAAGCGACUCGAAGAGAUUGCAGAGAAGGAAGGCGUGUCGCUUGAAGACGGCGCUGUUGAGGCUCUCAUUAAGUGCAGCGAAGGUGAUCUUCGAAAAGCAAUUACCUACCUACAAAGUGCUGCUCGACUGGUAGGCGCCAGUGCCCCCGACAAGGACGGAGAGGGUGACGAAGCGAUGGAUGUGGACAAGCAGGCAGUUACAGUCAAGAUCGUUGAAGACAUUGCCGGUGUCAUCCCGGAAAGCACCAUACACGAUCUUGUCAGCGCAAUACGCCCAAAGAGUUCGGGGUCACAGUAUCAGGCUAUCUCUGAUGUUAUCGAGAAGCUGGUUGCAGAUGGCUGGAGUGCAGGUCAAGUUGUGGGCCAGCUCUAUCAAACCUUGAUAUACGAUGGCACAAUUCCUGAUGUGCAGAAGAACAAGAUCGUUCUGGUCUUUUCAGAGGUUGAUAAACGAUUAGUAGACGGAGCUGAUGAGCAUCUUUCAGUCCUCGAUCUGUCCGUGAGGAUAUCAGCCAUCAUGGCGAAGAAAUAA
Messenger RNA from Fusarium coffeatum, 1149 nucleotides. RefSeq lists its product as uncharacterized. The coding region runs from base 1 to 1149 and encodes 382 amino acids. NCBI's taxonomy places the organism in Eukaryota, Fungi, Ascomycota, Sordariomycetes, Hypocreales, Nectriaceae. The record is from RefSeq and is a predicted model, not a curated record. The transcript is spliced from 4 exons. Gene Ontology annotation, cellular component: nucleus; DNA replication factor C complex. Gene Ontology annotation, molecular function: DNA binding; ATP binding; ATP hydrolysis activity. Gene Ontology annotation, biological process: DNA repair; DNA-templated DNA replication.